UCUACUGGUCAGUUCAGCCAAAAUGUUGAUAUCGACAAUACUGCUCACAGCAGCACUUGGCUUACUAUUAGUAUACCUAAUUCAUCGUUUGGUAAAGUGGAAUGAAUUCAGGAAGCAAAUUAAUUUGUUGCCAGGGCCAAGAGGUUUGCCAUUUUUUGGCAAUGUUAUCGAUUUUAUUGGUUCACAAGAAAAAAUAUUCAAACAUCUUAGACAGCUAGGCGAGGAGUAUGGACAAGAAGGUAUUGUUAGAAUUUGGUUGGGACAUAUGGCCCAAAUUGGACUCGGCCAUCCUUCUGAUGUUGAGAAUUUGAUAUCAUCCACAAAGCACAACUCAAAGAGCGAUCUCUACGAUCUCCUUCACAUUUGGCUUGGAACUGGACUUUUAACCAGUGAUGGCAGCAAAUGGCAAUCUAGAAGAAAAAUUCUUACUCCUUCCUUUCAUUUUAAUAUACUGCAGGAAUUCUUCCCUGUUUUCACCGAACAAACCGAUAUAUUAGUUGAUGAAUUGAUGAAAGUAAAUGGACAGGUUAUUGACGUUGUACAACCAAUCACUCAGUUUACUCUACAUUCAAUAUUGGAAACGGCCAUGGGAACUACUAUGGCAUCGGGAAAAGAUCAGGAAGAAUACAAAAGUGCUGUUUACAAAAUGGGAGAGUUCAUAGUCUACAGAAUUACUCGGCCUUGGUUCUUUUUCGAUCCCAUUUUUGCUUUUACAAAAAGCUUUUGGGAGCAGAAGAGCCUCGCCAAAUACUUGCAUAACUUUUCCUACGGAGUUAUCGCCGAUAAACGUAAACAGCUCUCGAAAUUUGCUUUGAGCAAUAACAACAUGACAGUUCAACCUUCGUCGUAUUCGACGAGAAAGAAACUGGCCAUGUUGGAUAUGCUCAUAUCUGCAAAUCUGCAAGGAGCUCCUAUUGACGACGUUGGAAUAAGGGAGGAGGUUGACACUUUUAUGUUUGAAGGUCACGACACUACAUCCAUGUCAAUUUGUUUCACCUUGAUGUUGAUUGCUAACCACAAAGACAUUCAAGAGAAAAUUUAUGAAGAAAUUUAUUCAGUAUUUGGGGACUCAGAUAGAAAAAUCACUUCAGCCGACAUUCAAGAGCUGAACUACUUAGAGAGAUGCAUUAAGGAGAGUCUUAGAUUGUAUCCGAGUGUUCCAAUGAUCUCCAGAAUUCUGAGCGAAGAUUUUAUUACUCAAGGCGGUUACAAGAUACCAGCCAAAACUUCUGUGAACGUUUUCAUCUAUGACAUGCACAGAAGGGAGGAAUUAUUCGAGAAUCCUGAAGUUUUCGAUCCGGAUAGAUUCCUACCAGAGAACACUCAAAAGCGCCAUCCGUUCAUCUACAUUCCAUUCAGCGCUGGACCCAGAAAUUGCAUUGGACAAAAAUUCGCUUUGAUGGAGAUAAAGACGGUCAUCACGGGAAUCUUGAGAAAUUUUAUUUUGGAACCUGUCGACACUCCUGAAACUGUUGUUCUAAUUACGGAUUUGGUUCUCAGACCAAAAAAUGGCAUUAAAAUGAAAUUCAUUAAAAGGAAUAACUUGAAUGUUUCAAGCUGAAUUAUGUAUGUUGUUUUUUUCUUACUUAUUGGUCGUUUUAGAUUGAUAUUUGGAUACAUACAAAAUUAUAUACAAAUUAUAAAUAUACUCAUAUUGAUUACUAAUACCAUAAACAAAUAAU
Aethina tumida (small hive beetle) is the source of this 1682-nucleotide messenger RNA. RefSeq names its product cytochrome P450 4C1. Bases 23 to 1561 code for a protein of 512 amino acids. The record is from RefSeq and is a predicted model, not a curated record. The transcript is spliced from 7 exons. Lineage: Eukaryota; Metazoa; Arthropoda; Insecta; Coleoptera; Nitidulidae. Gene Ontology annotation, molecular function: heme binding; oxidoreductase activity, acting on paired donors, with incorporation or reduction of molecular oxygen; iron ion binding.